CAACGGGGAAGACAAUGCAAGGGUUAAAAAGAAGAUCCUCCUAUCAGCCAAUCAUAAAGCCAUGAGGCCGGAGGACAGUGUCACAUCGGACAGCGGCGCUGCACUGGCCUCUUCUUCUCUCCAGGAUGCUCCUCUUCCUCGGCCUGGCUGUCCUCUUCUCCGCGGGCGUCUCCACGGAGACGAACCAGACCUCCAGGCUGCUGGCCGAGAGCGGAGAUCAGUGCAUGGCCUGCGACUUCCGGGAGCACAGCAAGCAGAUGAGGCUCCACAGCAUUAAGUCGCAGAUCCUCAGCAUCCUGCGGCUCCAACAGGCUCCCAACAUCAGCCGGGACAUGAUCCGCCAGCUGCUCCCCAAAGCGCCUCCUUUGACGCAGCUCCUGGACCAGUACGACCCGCGGGUGGAGGACGAGGACCACAUCAUGACAGAGACCAUCAUCACCAUGGCCACCAAGCUUGAUCCGACCGCCCAGGAAGAGUCGUCCUCCUGUUGUGUUUUCAGCCUCAGUCCGAAGAUCCAACCCAAAAACAUCCUGCGCGCCCAGCUAUGGGUGCACCUGCGUCCGGCCGACGUGGUCACCACCGUCUUCCUGCAGAUCUCUCGCCUCAAACCCAGGAGGGAGGGAAACAGCACCCGAGUCAGAGUCCGCUCCCUGAAGAUCGACACCGACACCGGCGCCGGGUCCUGGCAGAGUGUUGACAUCAAGUCUCUGCUGCAGGCUUGGUUGCGCCAACCGGAGGCCAACUACGGGAUCGAGAUCAACGCCUACGACGCCAAUGGAGAAGACCUGGCGGUCACCUCGGCAGAGCCUGGAGAGGAAGGACUGCAACCGUUCAUCGAAGUGAAGAUCCUCGACACGCCCAAGAGAUCCCGCCGCGACUCAGGCCUCAACUGCGACGAGGAGUCCGUGGAGACCCGCUGCUGCCGCUACCCGCUCACCGUCGACUUCGAGGAGUUCGGCUGGGACUGGAUCAUCGCACCCAAGCGCUACCGGGCCAACUACUGCUCGGGGGAGUGCGAGUACAUGCACCUGCAGCAGUACCCGCAUGCACACCUGGUGAACAAGGCCAACCCGCGGGGCACAGCAGGGCCCUGCUGCACUCCUACCAAGAUGUCGCCCAUCAACAUGCUCUACUUCAACCGCAAGGAGCAGAUCAUCUACGGCAAGAUCCCGUCCAUGGUGGUGGACAACUGUGGCUGCUCCUGAGGAAACCCAGGCGUCUGCCGACUUGAUCAUAGAAGCUUUGUUUUUAGCAAAAGUGAUGCAAACCAUUCUCUAUUUUGUUCCAAAUCAGGCCCAGCUGCAUCUCGUCUAUGAAAGAGAUGCUAGGACAAUUUGAGACCCAACGCUCUGAAACAAGAGAUGUUUUUCCUGCAGGAUCAACUAACUCCUGCUGUCAUGCUGUCUUAUGAAAACGUGGCCUGAUUUGAGCCUUGACCAGAGCAAACCCUGCGGGGCGUCUUUUUGAAAAACACGAACCCUAAUGCCUCCGAGCUGACAGGCCGCCCCGUCCCAAAGCUUGUUUGCAAACUCCUCGCUGUGAUUUGUUCCCGAGAGCGCCACAGAAAGUCAGCAAUGUCCUUACUCUGAGACGGCCGCCAUGUCUUAAUAUAAUAAAAACACAGUGAGUUGACGGCCAGCACAGAGGGAAAGUGAUAGGCUGAGAGACCUGUCAAUCAAACUAAUGUUAAUGGUACCCCUGUGAGUAUAGAAUGCCAUUUUUUUCAAUAUGAAAUAAAUGCAUAUGCCACUAGGUUUUACUUUUAUUUAUUUCAGGCGACUUUCAUUUGGAUGUAGUUCAUAGACAUGUUAAUUAUUUAUGUCUAGUAUUCAUUCCUUAUUUUAAUUUUCAAGAAAAUGGCAUUCCAUAUGUAAGGUUUUUAAUCAGACGCAUUUCAGUGUGUCAUACCAUAGGGGCCUAAAACACUUUUUUUCCUCAAACAUUUUUUAACUUACAGUGUCUGCAUAGUGUGGAAAAGAUACCAGAGGAAAUGACAGCCCAUUCAUGUAUCUC
Messenger RNA from Etheostoma spectabile (orangethroat darter), 2013 nucleotides. RefSeq names its product growth/differentiation factor 8. Lineage: Eukaryota; Metazoa; Chordata; Actinopteri; Perciformes; Percidae. The record is from RefSeq and is a predicted model, not a curated record. Gene Ontology annotation, cellular component: extracellular region. The transcript has 4 exons. The coding region runs from base 126 to 1205 and encodes 359 amino acids. Gene Ontology annotation, molecular function: growth factor activity; cytokine activity.